AUGUUGUCCAAGAUUAUCACUGCCUCUGCGGCCCUCACUAGCCUCGUGUCCGCCCUGCCCACUGAGAAGCGCCAGAACAUCGACACCACCGUCCUCCAGUUCGCUCUGACCCUCGAGCAUCUCGAGAACGUCUUCUACAAGCAAGCCAUUCAGAAGUUCUCCCAGCAGGACUUCAUGAAAGCUGGCUACUCCGCCGACUACUACAACGACCUGAAGUACAUUGCUUAUGACGAGCAACAGCAUGUCUUGGCUCUCUCGGCGGCCUUGACCGCAGCUGGGGUGACGCCAAACCAAGCCUGCCAGUACUCUUUCCCAUACACUGAUGUACCAAGCUUCAUCACUCUGUCUUCCGUCCUCGAGGAUGUCGGCACCAGCGCUUAUCUUGGCGGCGCCGGUCUCAUCACCAGCAAGGCUUAUCUGACAGUGGCUGGCUCCAUCCUCGCCACCGAGGCUAGGCACACUGCCUUCCAGCGAACUGCCAUCGGUGAAGUUCCAAUGCCGAACCCGUUCCAGACUCCGCUCGACCCAACGUCAGUCUACACCCUUGCCGCGAUGUUUAUCACAUCCUGCCCUACCACCAAUACACCAUUGCCAUUCACACCAUUCCCAGCACUCGCCACCGACACCAAGACCUGCACGUGCGAGGAGCCACAAUGCGGUAUGCCCAGCGCCUACAUCAAGGCUCGUGACCGGAAGAACGACAACUGGGGCAAGGAGCACGGCUGGGGUAGCACCUGGGACCCCAACAGCAGCAAGUCUUGCAUGCCACCAACUGCCGGCACCCAAGUCAUGUUCACCGCCAACGGUACUAUCAAGGCUAACUCGUACGUAACCUUCGUCAACGGCUUGAACGUGGUCAGUGUCGCUGGCAAGAUCGACGGCAUGAACAUCUCUGCAGCGGUCCCAUCCCAGGCUAUGGGCCAGACAUACGUCUUUGUGACGUCUAAGAACGAGAAUGGUACGCUUACGGCUGCUGACGUCGAGUAUGGUCCUGCUGUCCUUGAGGUCGCCCCACCAGCGCCGGCUAUCGACUUCAGCGAGUCCUAG
Molecule: messenger RNA, 1047 nt
Organism: Recurvomyces mirabilis
Lineage: Eukaryota; Fungi; Ascomycota; Dothideomycetes; Mycosphaerellales; Teratosphaeriaceae
Exons: 4
Coding region: 1-1047 (348 amino acids)
Source: RefSeq, a predicted model, not a curated record